Rhinolophus ferrumequinum (greater horseshoe bat) is the source of this 1456-nucleotide messenger RNA. It is a transcript of the gene THAP8, whose product is annotated as THAP domain containing 8. The transcript has 4 exons. Bases 173 to 853 code for a protein of 226 amino acids. The record is from RefSeq and is a predicted model, not a curated record. Lineage: Eukaryota; Metazoa; Chordata; Mammalia; Chiroptera; Rhinolophidae.
CGGCGACGACCAAAGUGUGGCUGCAGACCGUGCAAAACUCAACGGGGCUGGACAGCCAUGCCCAAGUACUGCUGGGCUCCGAACUGCUCCAACACUGCCGGCCGACUGGGCGCCGACAACCGCCCUGUUCCCACUGAAGGAUGGCCCCCGGCUGCAGGCCUGGCUGCGGCACAUGGGCUGUGAGCACUGGGUGCCCAGUUGCCACCAGCAUCUGUGCAGCGAGCACUUCACACCCUCCUGCUUCCAGUGGCGCUGGGGCGUUCGCUACCUGAGGCCGGAUGCGGUGCCCUCCAUCUUCUCUGGGACACCGCCUGCUAAGAGGCAACGGAUUCCUCGAAGCAACAAGAAGCCAGGCGUGCCUGCGCCUCCCCAGGAGGCCACGUCCCUGUCCCCAGGUCCAGCCAUCACGACACCAGGCCCUGUACACUUGGUGAUGCUGGAGCCAGCAUCCGGAGACCCCGAGGCCAGGGCCACCAUGUUUCUGACCCCCUUGAUCAUCUCGCCGGCUCCCAUAGGGCCGCGCCCUGGAGUCCCCUACCAGCACCCCAGGGCUGGACUGGGCUCAGCGCUGGGAGCGCUGCAGCGGCGGGUGCAGAGGCUGCAGCAGCGCCAGGAACGGCACCAGGCACAGCUGCGGGCUCUAGAAGAGCUGGGGCAGCAGCUGUGCAGGGAGAGCCUGCUGACGCUGGUACGCCGGAACCUGCUGCACUCGUUCUCUGGACCUGAGGAAUCCCAAGCCUUCACCAUCAUCUGUGGAGAGCCUGACAUAGCUGUGGUCCUUGCCCAAGGUCCUCUACCUCCCACACUGGAUGCCACGCCUGAGCUCCUGGAUACUCAGACGCCCAGUGCAUAAGGACCGGUACAGAUAAUGUCAUCUGACAGACGAUAGAAGACAGAGGAAGAGACUGAUCGCAUAAGGGCUUGGCUCAGCCCCACCACCCAUCCUGGGGCAUAGCAGGGCCUCCCUCAUGGGUCUGGCUCCCACCACUCCCUUCUAGGUACCCCGUGAACCUUAGGGCGUAGGGCCAUGGUGGGCCCAAGACCCCCAUCAACCCUGAUUCCCCUGGGUACCAGGUGCCUGCCCCCCUCAGCUUGAAUCUUUGCAGUCAGUAAAACAGCCUCAGAGCAGAACAAGAGUUGUUUGUUUGGACACUUACCUGCUUCUGAAGAGCCCUGCAUACCCCUUGCCAAGACUGGUGCUGAGCUGGGGAUACAGCAGUGAACACAGCAGACAAAAUCCUGUCCUCAUGGUGCUCACGUUCUGCUUUAGUAGAAGAUGAACUAGUAACCUAAUAAACAAGAUAAUUUCAGAUUCUGAUAAAUGCUGUAAAGACUGAAUGAAAAUGUAAUUGUGUGGGUUGGGGUGGGAGUGGUGAAGAGGAAUCUCUAAGGAGAUAACGUUUGAGCAGUGACCUGGGUGAUGAGAAGGAGCCGGCCUGGAACCAUGUGGCCUGGA